This is a messenger RNA of Drosophila obscura, 4676 nucleotides long. It is a transcript of the gene DCTN1-p150, whose product is annotated as dynactin subunit 1. NCBI's taxonomy places the organism in Eukaryota, Metazoa, Arthropoda, Insecta, Diptera, Drosophilidae. The record is from RefSeq and is a predicted model, not a curated record.
CCACGCUCAUCUCUGGUUUAGCAUACGGUCACACUGAAACACUGCAAAUAUUUUACAAAAACGAAUUUAUUGCAAUUUUAAGCUACAUGCAACAAAAUUACACUGCAAAUGUCGACGGCCAUUUUUUGCUAGCUUAGACGUUAGACUUGGAAAGCGGCAAAGGCAUUGGAACUGCUCCCAAUUUCAUUAAACAGCAGCAUUCAUAACGCUCACACACACACACACGUACGCACGCACCCAAUCCUGGCCACCUGACACGCGCAGACACAGGCAGAGAGUCAGGGCAAGAUGUCAGAAAAGAACCUCAAGGUGGGCGCCCGGGUCGAACUGACCGGCAAGGAUAUGUUCGGCACGGUGGCCUACGUUGGCAUGACCAGCUUCGCCGUCGGCAAGUGGGUUGGUGUCGUGCUAGACGAGCCGAAGGGCAAGAACAGCGGCUCCAUCAAGGGCCAGCAGUACUUCCAGUGCGACGAGAACUGCGGCAUGUUUGUGCGGCCCACGCAGUUGCGUUUGGUGUCCCCUGCGCCCGGCGAUUCGGGCGGCAAGCGUAGCACUGAAGAUGUCAGCGGUGUGACGCCCACGGCCCAACCCACAAAGGCACGGCUGAGCAGCUCACGCACCUCACUCUCAUCCAGUCGGCAGUCAUUGGUAGGCUCACGCACCCAACUCACCGCGUCCCUGAGCGAGCGGACUGGCUCGAGCAGUAGCAUUGGUGACCCACGCAAGACUCUGGCCCCGCAGAACAGCAAGGACAGGGAGUCGUCCAGCACUUCACUGGCGGAGACAGCGGCAGCGGGGGGUGGCAACGGCUCGCAUGCCUCCUCCAAGCGGGCCUCGUUCGUGGAGACGGGCUUCCUGGAGAUUCUGAAGCCGCAGUUCACGCCCUCCCAGCCGAUGCGUUCGCCAUCGUUCACGACCCUGCCCAACCCGGGCGUCGGAUCGACGUCAGAGGACAAAGUAGCACUGCUGGAGUCGCAGAAAACGAGUGCGGAACUACAGACGCAGCUGGCCGAUCUCACAGAGAAGUUGGAGACGCUCAAGCAGCGCCGCAACGAAGAUAAGGAGCGAAUGCGCGAGUUCGACAAGAUGAAGAUCCAGUUCGAGCAGCUGCAGGAGUUCCGCACCAAGAUCAUGGCCGCCCAGGCCUCGCUGCAGAAGGAGCUGCAGCGGGCCAAGCAGGAGACCAAAGACGCCAUCGAGGCCAAGGAGCAGCACGCCCAGGAAAUGGCCGAGCUCUCCGACAGCGUCGAGAUGAUCACCCUGGACAAGGAAAUGGCCGAGGAAAAGGCAGACACCCUCCAGCUUGAGCUGGAGUCCUCCAAAGAGCGCAUCGAGGAGCUACAGGUGGACCUCGAGCUGCUACGCUCCGAGAUGCAAAACAAGGCGGAGAGCACCAUCGGUAACAUGGCCGCCGAUGGCACCACCUCCACCGGCGGCGGCCUCUCCACCUACGAGUUCAAGCAGAUGGAGCAGCAGAAUAUUCGCCUCAAGGAUACGCUGGUCCGCCUGAGGGACCUGUCGGCCCACGACAAGCACGACAUACAGAAGCUCAGCAAGGAGCUGGAGAUGAAGCGCUCGGAGGUGGCCGAACUGGAGCGCACCAAGGAGAAGCUGAGCGGAAAGAUCGAUGAACUGGAGGCCACAGUCGCCGACUUGCAGGAACAAGUCGAUGCUGCACUUGGUGCCGAGGAAAUGGUGGAGCAGCUGGCAGAGAAGAAAAUGGAACUGGAGGACAAGAUGAAGCUGCUGGAGGAGGAGAUUAGCCAACUGGAGGCCCUGGAGGAGGUGCACGAGCAGCUGGUGGAGAGCAACCAUGAGCUGGAGCUAGAUUUGCGCGAAGAGCUGGACCUGGCCAAUGCUGCCAAGAAGGAUGUGCUCAGGGAGCGUGAUGCGGCCAUUGAGACCAUCUACGAUCGCGAUCAGACCAUCACCAAGUUCCGGGAGCUCGUCCAGAAGCUGAACGAGCAGCUGACCGAGCUGCGCGAGCGGACGUCCAGCAAUGAUGACAAGUCGCUGCAGGAUCCCAGUCUCAAGCUGGCCCCCGAGACCAUCGACUACAAGCAAAUGUUCGCCGAAUCCAAGGCCUACACGCGAGCCAUCGAUGUCCAGCUGCGCCAGAUCGAGCUCAGUCAGGCCAACGAGCAUGUGCACAUGCUGACGGCCUUUAUGCCCGAGUCGUUCAUGAAUCGUGGCGGCGACCACGACUCCAUUCUGGUCAUCCUGCUCAUCUCCCGGAUCGUGUUCAAGUGCGGCAUUGUGGUGUCGCAGACGCGUGAGCGUUUCCCCGCCGUGGAGGCGGUCACGCGGGAGGCUGUCACCCAGGGCCAUGCCGUGCAACAGUACACCUUCAAGUGCCGCCUGAUGCACUACAUCCACAAUCUGCAGUGCGCCCUGCACCAGAUCCUGUACGGACUGAACAGCUGCCAGCCGGACACGCUGCUGCGGGCGGGCAGCUCUCUGCCGGAGAUGGUGGCGCAGGAGAAGAUCGUCGACGGCAUCAUCGAGCUGCUCAAGUCCAACCAGCUGGACGAGAACAGCACCACGGACAACAUCGAGAAGUGUGUGGCCUUCUUCAAUGCCAUGAACUCGGUGCUGCUGGCCGGCGAGCAGCUGCUCAACGAGAUCCAGAUGAUCCGCGACUGCGUGGCCUCGCUGGGAGCCGCCUGCGAGAGCAUUCUCAAUGACACGGCCAUUGCCAAGGUGAUCAUCCAGGAGGCGGGCGCCACCAGCGACUCCAUGCUGCUGAUUCAGUACCUCAACGAGCAGAUGGAGAGCAUCAGGCAGCAGGUGAAGCUGAUCAAGCGACGCCUGCCCAGCGACCAGCACGUGAUCAAGUGCGGCCUCUCCCAGCACAAGGUGGAUGCGAUGCGCGCCCUUGCCCAGAACAUCAGCCGCAUCAUGUCCGCCAUGCACCUGGCCACCCGGCAGUCCCUGGCCGCCAUUGUGGCCAACAUUGAGAGCGACAAUGCGGCGGAGCAUACGCUGCCACAGGACAAGUACUGGUCCCUUCUCUCCGCCUCCUGCGAGCGCAUCUACGAGCAGGAAGAUCGCGGACCCACACACAACUUCAAGACGCUGCUGGCGCAGGCCAACACGGAUCUGCAGCACAUUGCCCAGCACCUGCUGGACAAGGAGUACGAGAUUAUUACGGCAGCCAACACCAGCGGUAGCGGCAGCGUACCGCAGCGUCCUACUGGGGCCCAGAGCACGCCCAUCAUCCAGCGAGCGCAGCUGAUCAAGAAACAGCUGGAGCAGAAGAACGUGCUGUCUGCCACGUUGGAGAACCGCGAGGCAGACAUCAAGAAGCUGAAGCUGACCGUCAAGUUGAAACAGAACGAGCUCAGCGAGAUGCAGAUACGCAAAGAUGUCGCAGAGAAGAAGCUGAGCGUGCUGCAGAACGAGUACGAGCACGCGGUGGACAAGUGGAAGCAGCAGUACGAUGAGACGCGCCAGCAACUGUCGCUGAAGGAGAAGGAGUUCGAGGAGACCAUGGAUCAUCUGCAGAGCGACAUCGAUGCCUUGGAGAGCGAGAAGAGCGACCUGCGGGACAAGCUCAAGCUGAACACCAGCACCGGCAAGAAUCAAUCUUCCGACUCGCAUUCCCAGCACAGUCUGUCCACAGCCGCCUCUGCGGGCCCCGGCAGCGCCAAUGUCAGCUACUCCACACCGGCGGGCACCGCUCCAGCGGUCGCCGAGGAGGUGCAGCUGCUCAAGUGCGCCUUCACCAACGAGCGGAACGAGCGUCUGCGCUUGCAAGCACAGGAUAUGCGUGUGAAACUCUCACAGUUCGAGCCCAUCUAUGUGCCCCAGCCACAGGAUCAGCGCAUCAAUGCCCUGGAGUCGGAGCUGACGAGGAUGAAGCAUGCUUGGGUGCUGUCGCUGCUGCAGGUGCGCUCCAAGGAUGCCGUCUCCGUUGGCAACCUCAACACGGUGGCCCUUCAGCGUCGCCAUCAGCCGUUGCCGCCCAAGGGCGAGAUCAGCUCGAAGGCGUCCCAGCUGGCCUCCGACAUCCUCACAGAGUACCUGCAGAGGAAGCCCCAUCGGGCAGUGAGUGGCCAGUUUGCGUCCUUUCCCACCGUCGAUGUGAAGCAAGUUUUGCAGAUUUGAGACGCCAAAAGAAUGGGUAACGGAUGCGGGAACGGUAAUGGGGCCAGGGGCAAUCGGAAUAGAAUAGAAUUGUAUUUGUAUUGCUAGCACAAAUUUGGUUGGGGGAUCCUAACUCAAAGCUUCAGCCCAAGCUUCAUUCACCCUUUUGAAUUCCCAUCCCAACGAUAGCCCCAAGACUCCCCUCUCUGCACAUGUGAUGGCACCCCAAACAAAAUGGUUUAAAACGCAACUGAAACUGAAAAUUGUAAUUCUACUCUUAAUAAUUUAUGUUUUUUGUAUAAAGAUAAACCAAAAGCUAAAAAAGAUUAUAUACUUUAAAUAACAAUACCCAAGUGUAUAAACCUGUCCGGGUUUAUCCCUUAACAAAAUAUCUGUUUCUGAAAACUAACCUCAGGCGAACUAAUACCUGUAUUACCUAGGGAUUCCACUAUGAAGGGAGCUACGAGUACAUAUGCAUGUGAAAGACACAAAGAAAAAAGAGCAGAGAUUAUUUGCGUGAAAGUGAUCAAUAAAUAAUUAUAUAUAUUUCAAGUAUAAAUAUAUUUUGCUGAUUGUUGUAUAAACAAAUA